CGACGGGCGCAUAGCGUGAUUUCGGUCUUCCCUCUGCCCCUCAUGAGCUGAAAGGGUAUGAACGGGAUCUCCAGAAAUCGCUGCCUCGAUGAGGAAGCCCGGUAGCGACAUAGAGCUGCCCCUCAUGCCCCCCUGAUUGAGAUAUAAAUAAUGGCCAUUACGGCUUUCUCUUGCGUCUGUUUGUUUUCAUCUUGCCUUCGUAUUCCUUUUCCAGAUCUGAACAUUGUCUCAAUUGCAUUCCAAUUCUUUCUCUCUAAUCAAAUCUCUCAAAACACACAAGCCAUAAACAAUGUCUUACAACAACCGCGACAAUGACUACAACUCCAGCCGCUCUGGCGGCCAUGGUGGAAAUGAUAGCUAUGGCGUAAAUCUUGCUCAUUUCAUCGCUCACUACUUGUUCUCAAACGUUACUAAUGCUUCCUAGUCACGCCAGGGCAAUGACUCUUACGGAGUAUGCUAUCCCCCUGUUGGCAUUUCAGUCAAGUCUUCUCAGCACUAACGUCUAUCAGUCCUCUGGUGUAGGAAAUGACUCGUACAGUUCCAAGGACGACAGUUACGGAGUAAGACACAAAGCCCGGCCAAACAUCGACACCCCACUAACAGUCGCAUAGUCCUCAAACCGCUCAGGAAACUC
This is a messenger RNA of Aspergillus caelatus, 634 nucleotides long. RefSeq lists its product as uncharacterized. Bases 414 to 611 code for a protein of 65 amino acids. Lineage: Eukaryota; Fungi; Ascomycota; Eurotiomycetes; Eurotiales; Aspergillaceae. The record is from RefSeq and is a predicted model, not a curated record. The transcript has 3 exons.